This is a messenger RNA of Agrilus planipennis (emerald ash borer), 1711 nucleotides long. RefSeq names its product protein arginine N-methyltransferase 1 (gene Art1). The transcript is spliced from 2 exons. Gene Ontology annotation, molecular function: protein-arginine N-methyltransferase activity. The coding region runs from base 50 to 1174 and encodes 374 amino acids. Gene Ontology annotation, biological process: peptidyl-arginine methylation. NCBI's taxonomy places the organism in Eukaryota, Metazoa, Arthropoda, Insecta, Coleoptera, Buprestidae. Gene Ontology annotation, cellular component: nucleus. The record is from RefSeq and is a predicted model, not a curated record.
UACCUUUCGUAGUCGCGGCAUUCUUUUCCGUUUUUCGCCGGUAGUUAAAAUGGCAGCCUGUUCAACGUGCGGUUCAGUUAUUCGAGAAAACGGUAUAAGCACCCCCUCUGGAAAGACUGUAAAUGGGCCUAAUUUGGAAGCAAUGGACGUCACCCCAGACAAAGCACUCAACGAUAUUCCGGCCGAAGAGAUGACUUCGCGUGAUUAUUAUUUCGAUUCUUACGCUCAUUUUGGUAUUCACGAAGAAAUGUUAAAAGAUGAAGUUCGAACUCUAACGUAUCGUAACAGCAUGUAUCAUAACAAACACUUGUUUGUGGGCAAAACCGUUUUGGACAUUGGUUGUGGGACAGGGAUUUUGAGUAUGUUUGCUGCUAAAGCCGGUGCUAAAAGGGUUAUUGCUAUUGAAUGUUCAAAUAUAGUUGACUACGCCAAACAAAUAGUUGAACAUAAUAAGCUUGACCAUGUAAUUACAAUAAUUAAGGGUAAAGUUGAGGAAGUAACAUUGCCUGAUGGAGUGGAGAAAGUCGACAUUAUAAUCUCAGAAUGGAUGGGUUACUGUUUGUUCUAUGAAAGUAUGCUUGACACAGUAUUAUAUGCAAGAGACAAGUGGUUGGAACCCAAUGGAUUACUAUUUCCUGAUCGUUGCUCUCUUUUUAUAACUGCUAUCGAAGAUAGACAAUAUAAAGAUGAGAAAAUCAAUUGGUGGGAUGACGUUUAUGGUUUUGAUAUGAGCCCAAUUCGUAAAGUUGCUAUAAGUGAACCCCUUGUUGAUGUAGUUGAUCCAAAACAAGUUGUCACUAAUGCUUGCCUGGUCAAAGAAGUGGAUCUCUAUACUGUUACCAAGUCAGAUUUGGAGUUUACAGCUCCUUUUAAUCUCCAAGUACGCAGAAAUGACUACAUCCAAGCCCUUGUUACUUUUUUUAAUGUUGAGUUUACCAAGUGCCACAAGAGAGUAGGUUUUAGUACUGCUCCCGAAGCUCCCUAUACCCAUUGGAAACAAACGGUAUUCUAUUUCGAAGACUACAUGACCGUUAAAAAGAACGAAGAAAUUUACGGAACAUUUUCUAUGAAACCGAACCCAAGAAAUAAUAGAGAUCUUGAUUUUAUAAUCGAGCUUGAUUUUAAAGGUGAUCUUGGUGAAGUGCAUGAAGUUAAUCGUUACCGAAUGCGCUGAAGAGAGCUAAUUUUUUCACUUAAUGACAAGAAGACAAAAUGUUGUGUUCCUUGUAUAGCUUUCUACUGUAGGAAAAGUGUCAAGUCUACAUACAAUGUUGUUAAUUGUACUUUAAAAAUGGUUUCUUUUGCCUUACCAGUGACCACAAGAAUUUCCCCGUGUCUUCUUCCUCACAUAAUCAGAAUCAACUCAAAUUUUGCAGUAAUAGACAAAAAUAUGAAAGCAAACAGUUAAAUUGUAAGACUCAAGAAAAAUUUUCUCAUUAUUUUAUUCCAUUGUUUCUCGUUAUUUUCUUUUUAUGAAUUUUUCAGUUAACAAUUAUGUUACUGCAAUUUAUAAUUACUGUAGGAUUUGUAUUUCAUCUAGACAUAAGGUAACUUUAAUAAGAAAAAUAAAAGCCUCUAAAGUGACUAAUAACUUGUAAACGUGUGAGAUUACAUUCUGUAACAAAGUAUUUAAAAAAACUGUUACUUAAUGAUUUUAAUGUGAACAAGUUAUAAAAUUACUAGCCUUUUUUUCAAUAAACCCUUCGAUUUC